AUGCAUCCAUUCACCAAAGACAUCCAACCAGUGGUGAUAAACGGAAGACCUCAGUCGAAACUGGAGCCGCCCAAAUCAAAGUCAGCGGCUGCGCUCGUGAAACGCAAGAACCGCAAUGCACGCAGAAAGAGCCACUAUCAGCAUCAUCAUAAUAGCAACAACAGCAGCGGCAAUAACAGCAGCGGAAAUAUUGAUGAUCAUGACAACAGCGUUGGGCAUCAUGACGAUGAUCUGGCCAAGGAGCCGUGUCAAUUUGUGCCCGUGCGUCGCAAGCCGCUCGGUGAAUAUAUGAAUUUGGAGGGACCAACUCUAACAGCUACAGCUCCGGCGGCAGCGGCGGCAGCAGCAGCCGCAACAACAGGAGCUACAGCAAUAACAACAGCAACCACAACAGCAACACCAGUAGCACCAUCUCCAGCAGCAACGUCAUCAUCAUCAUUGCCAUCGACGGCAAUGCAGGGCAUGCGAAUGAGCUAUGCGGCAGCCGUACAAACUGGAUUGGGUGUGAAAGUAAUGAUAUCGCCGCGUCUCAAAAAAUUUAAUAACAAGCCUGGCAGCAAGGGUCAAAAGGCCAACAACCACAAUAACAAUCAUCAUAAUAAUAAUAGUAAGAUAAUCGCUGACACAAAGUUUCGAAUAUUUGAUGAGCAACCACAUAAGCCGCACAUUGUCCGAGUCGAUCCAAAAGUGUUUCGUGCUGAUGUUGAGGCUAUGAAAGGAGCUGCACGAUUGAAGACAACCAAAUCGAAAAAGGCAUCGGCAGCAGCAGCAGCAACAGCAACAGCAACAACAUCAACUCCAAGAAUCCUCACAUUGAAAACAAGCGAGCUGCCAACUAAGCCGAAAGCUAAAUCGGAAGAUGCUGAGAUUAAAGAGCUUGAAUUGCAAUUCAAAGAACUGGCAUGCAAUACGGAUGACACCGCUGCCAUUGCGGAAGACGUGAUGCAGACAGCUAGGAAUUUGAAUUCAAUUCAAGGCAGUUCAUCAACAGCAUCGAAUGACAGCCAGGGCGCACCAAUCAACCAGCACCACAACACCAUCAACAAUAACAACAACAAUGUGAAAUCACCGACAUUUGUGGAUUCGAUCAGCUAUUUAAGCUUUCAUCAUGAGCGAUUGCAGCAGAUAGUCAAAAAUCAAAGCAUUUGCGUCAUUUGCUUACAAUCGCCAGAACCAAUGAAGAUACCACAAUUUGAGGACAAACAUUUUAAAUAUCUCGAGGAAGCUUCACUUUUGGCACAAAAUCGCACCAUGCUACGCUUAUGGCUGAACUCUGAUCAACUGAUAUGCUAGUAAACAUUUUUCAGACAGAUAAAUUUUUAAAGUUAUAUUAGUUAUAUUGUGUGUUCUAAGUUAUGCCUGUUGACUAAACACUAAAUUGAAACGCAACGGCCAAACAAUAAACUUGGCCUGCCUAUGCAGUGGCCGAUAAUAUAGUA
Molecule: messenger RNA, 1439 nt
Organism: Drosophila navojoa
Lineage: Eukaryota; Metazoa; Arthropoda; Insecta; Diptera; Drosophilidae
Source: RefSeq, a predicted model, not a curated record